AUGAAGAUUGUAGUGAGGUUUUGUGGAAAGACUUCGUUUGUUCAGGCCGAUCCAUCGGAGCCUAUUCUGUCUUUGAAAGGCCUUGCCGGAAACGCCUGUGGACUUAGUUCUUCAAUGGUAGUUCUGCAGCACAACUCUAGAAUAUUGGAGGAUUCCAACACAGUGGCAAGCUAUGGCAUAAGGAAUCUCGAUACAAUUACAAUGUAUCCCAGACUUCUUGGAGGAGGGGGAAACAUGUCUGAAAACGACGGUGCCAUGGCCAUGAAGGAAAAAAACGACUGUCUUAUCUGUCGAAGAUGUUAUGCGAGGUCUGGGAAGUCUGCACAGAAGUGCAGAAAGUGCGACAGUAAGGAUCUGAGGCCCAAGAAACCCCUCAAAACGAUGAAGAAGAAAUAA
Molecule: messenger RNA, 396 nt
Organism: Encephalitozoon intestinalis ATCC 50506
Lineage: Eukaryota; Fungi; Microsporidia; Unikaryonidae
Product: putative ubiquitin/L40 ribosomal protein fusion
Exons: 1
Coding region: 1-396 (131 amino acids)
Biological process (GO): translation
Cellular component (GO): ribosome
Molecular function (GO): protein binding; structural constituent of ribosome
Source: RefSeq, a predicted model, not a curated record